This is a messenger RNA of Temnothorax curvispinosus, 591 nucleotides long. RefSeq names its product cilia- and flagella-associated protein 251-like. The record is from RefSeq and is a predicted model, not a curated record. Lineage: Eukaryota; Metazoa; Arthropoda; Insecta; Hymenoptera; Formicidae. The transcript is spliced from 4 exons. The annotation marks the transcript as partial.
AUGAACGACUUGGAGAAACUUGCGCUGCUUCCGCAGAGGAAUCGAUCCCCGUCGGGAUCGAGAGAUAAUAAGAAGAAGGGAGAUCGAGACAGAGAAAAGGAAAAUGACGAUUUGAGGAGACAUAUAGAUAGACAGAGAAAGAAGAAAGAAGAACAGGCAGCCAAAGAAAAACAGGAGAAGGAGAAGAAACGGAGAAAGGAACGAGACAGAAAGAAACACGUAGCCAAAGAAAGAAAUAGAGAAGAAAUGAAUAUUUCAGAAAAGGAUGAGGAUGAAGAUGAGGAUGAGACAGAGGGAGAGGAAAAUAAAGAAAAUAAAGGGCAGAAAAAAAAGACAACAAAGAGGAGGACGGAGACUGGACGAAAGAAACCAGAUCUGUGUUUAAGCGGUUUAACUGCAUUUCCAUUUGUUAGGCCCAGUAGAGCUCGAAUUAUUAUCUCUCAAGAGCGCGGCGAGCGAGGGGUAGAGGAGGGCAGAGAAGCUGGAGAGGGACAAGAGGAGGAGGAAACUGGAGAGGAGGAGGAGGAAGCUGGAGAGGAGCAGGGCGAGGACAUCGAGGCUACAGGGGUGGCCAGAGAGGUGGCCACAUGG